This is a messenger RNA of Acanthoscelides obtectus, 1856 nucleotides long. The record is from the annotation of a GenBank genome assembly. Lineage: Eukaryota; Metazoa; Arthropoda; Insecta; Coleoptera; Chrysomelidae.
AUGAGUGAAAACCACGAAGGAUUUUGCGUGAAAAGCUUCAAAUAUAGAAUACCAGAAACAAACGUACCCCCAACAGAGGACUUUGACUUUGCAGAAGCUCUAGAGUCAGUAUACCCGCUUUUAGAAACUGUAUUCAGUUAUCUUAACUAUCAGGAGCUGAAAAUAUGCUGCCAAGUGAAGAAAUCUUGGGAAGAAGUGGCAGAAACUGUGUUGAGCAGAAGGACUACACCAAGUUGGUUUACAUGUUAUAAAGUGAGAGGGCGACGAAAAAAUAAAGGACAUGUGUUUAAGCACAGUACAAAUUUAAACAAUAGCAAUGUUGGAACAGCCAUUAUAUUGUAUGAUUACUGUAUGAUCAAGCUUCAUGAAUAUAUUUGCCUUCAUACAGACAACUUUGACCUUUCCAGAAAAACUGUUCCUGAGUAUUUAGAAGAAGAAAUAAUACCUCAAAACACAGACUACUGUGUCUUAUCUUGUGCAAAGGUAGUUUCAUGCUUUGAAGCACCAAAGGAACAGAGAAGUUCUCCAAGUUGUGACAUCAUUGUUGGAUUAAUCAUUCCCAAAAUUCCUAAUGUCCGAACUGCCAUGUUUCAUUACAAAGUGAAUAAGAAAGAUGCUACAGAAAUUGGGCAAUAUGUUAGAGAAAAUGAUCAAGUAAAAUGCCUUCUCAUGUUCUCUACAAGAAACUUGAACAAAAGUGCAUAUAAUGGACUGUUGACUAUCUUGAUACCAGAAUGUUUUGCUCAGAUGGUAGCGGUAGGGGGAGGUAUAAUAAUGGGCACAAAAACUUUCCAACACGUCAAACCAACUAAAAGAGUGUACUCCAGUAGUGACAUAUUUUGCAUAGCUUUUAUUCAGGACAGAUCAAUUGCUGCAAAUUUUAAUGCCUAUUCUUAUGUUAUACUUGGAGAUGAUCUCACAAAGGAAGACUUUACCAAAGAAUUGCAGAAGUUCAGAAGUAACAUUAAACUCAGGGAGAAAAGUGUAGCAUUCAGAAUUUGUUGCUCUGCAAAAGUAGGAGCAGAAGAAGAGACUGCUCUUGUCAAUAAAGUAUUUCCAAAUAUACCAGUUUUGGGAUUUAAUGCAGGUGGUGAACUAGGUUGGAACUGCUUUUCUAACACCAUGAAAGAUGGUGGUGAGGAUGGUAUUCAUCCGAAGAAAAGAAUAAAACAGAAAUAUCCAUCAGUCUAUCAGCAGUGGUCAACAGUGCUUGUGAUAUUGACUUGGUCAUAAAUGUUACAAACACAGUAUUAAUUCCUUAGUUGUAUGUAUGUUAUAUUCUUUUAUAUAUUUAUGUUUGCUGAUAUUUAUUUGUUCAUGUAUCUCUAUGUAUUUUGGUGAAAGUAUUUUAUUUUGGUUAUUUUACUAAACAUCAAUUUUUAAAAACUGUCUCUGCCAUUUAAAAAUUGAGAAUGCAGCACCUUGACCGUCAAAUAAAAUCAUAUAGAACGGACGAUGAUUUGCUUUCAACAAAUAUGGUGAGAACCAAAUUUUGCUGACGGGCGCGAGUUCAAUGUGUACGAGAGAGCAGCAGGAGAAGUGUUCUAGGCACAUAUUGUGUUAGAAAAAAUAGAAGCCCGAUGGAUAGCGAAGCUCAUCGCCACGUUGUCUAGCAACGAUGACGCAGAAGAUCGUGCAAUCUGCUACUCUGUAACAAUUUUAGCGUUCGUAAUUUAUUGUUUGACGUACAUGUUACUUGCGAUCGGAAAUAGAACAGCAUAAUCCUUCUGAAACGUCAAAAGUGUGCUUUUCUUCCCGAGCUCAAAACCUUGGGAAUAAGAGUUCUGUCACUUGUCAUUCUCAUGGUUCAUUGUUUGUUUAUUUCAUUUGGUUUUCAGAAACUGCUCAAAAUUGGC